CCAAGGUACUUGGAUAAAUGUUUUUGGUGAUGGUCUUAUCUAUUUCAAAUGCAAUUUCCAAGAAGCGCAGAAAACCACCUGAUCUUCCUAAACAUGGAGUCGUCGAUGUGCCGGGUGUGCCUGAAGAGCUGCGAAAACAUGGUCAAUAUCUACGAAGAAACGCAGGGAGCAGAGGUUUCCAUUGCGACUAUAAUAUCUGACUGCACCGGCUUUACGAUAGAGCAAGGUGAUCAGUUUCCCGAAACCAUUUGCACUUGCUGCAUCCAGGAUGCGAAAAAUGCCUAUGAUGUAAAGAAAACAUACGAAAGGAGCCACCGAUUUUACUGCCUAUUGAGCAAGGGCUCGCUGGAAGCGGAUCUGCUCGAGGAAGAACUGUGCAAAGAAUCGGAUUGCGAGAGCGUGGCUUCGAGCAGGAAAGGAGGACCUCAUGAAAGACCAGCUAAGAACCAAAUAUUCAACUGUCUUGAUGAAGACUGGGACCCCGAUAACGACAACAGCUCGCAUAAGUGCUCUAAGUGUCCAAAGACCUUCAAGUCGGAACAGGUUCUAAAGCGACACCUUCGAACCCACUCAGAGAAACGGCCAUUCAAGUGCUCCCAGUGCUCAAAAGCGUUUAGAAUUAACUCACUUCUUCAAAGACACCUGCGAUCGCAUACCGGGGAACGAUUCUUCAAGUGCAUCGAGUGCCCGAAGGCUUUUACACAUAACUCAACUCUUAAGGAACAUAUGCGACUGCACACAGGGAAACUCAUAAAGUGUACCCACUGCUCGAAGGGGUUUGCCAGUAAUACGCGUCUCAAGCGACACUUACUGAUACACUCAGGAAUCCGAGCUUUUAAGUGCACCCAGUGCCCAAAGACUUUUCCGCAGAAUUGCCUGCUUCAAGAUCAUUUGCGUGUUCACACAGGCGAGAGGCCGUUUAAGUGUUCCCACUGCUCAGCGGAUUUUGCGCAGAAAUCAAUUCUUCGACUCCACAUGGUGGUGCACACAGGGGAACGACCGUUCAAGUGCACACAGUGCCUAUCAACGUUUUCCCUCAAGAAUCGACUUACGGAGCAUUUGCGAGUACACUCGGAAGAACGGCCAUUCCAGUGUACCCAUUGCCCGAAGGCUUUUAAACAUAACUCACACCUCAAGGAGCAUGUGCGAACGCACUUGGGAGACCGGCCGUUCAAGUGUUCCCACUGCUCAAAAUCUUUUAAGCUAAAGGCAAUUCUUAAAAAACAUCUGAUUAUGCACACAGGUGAACGACAAUUUAAAUGUACCCAAUGCUCAAAGACUUUUGCAGAGAACACGCUUCUUCAGAAACACAUUCGAUUACACACAGGGGUAAGACCGUUCAAGUGUGCCUACUGCUCAAAGGCGUUCACAAGCAGACCGAUUCUUUAUAGACACUUGCAAGUGCACUCCAACGCAAACCCGUUUAAGUGUACGCAGUGCUCCAAGAUGUUCCUAAGCAAGGCAAUUCUUCGGGGUCACCUGCGAGUCCACUCUGGAGAACGACCCUUUAAGUGUACCCAGUGUGGAAAAUCUUUUGUCAGGAAGUCACACCUUAAGGAACACUCAGCCGUACACACUGGAGAACGACCGUUCAAGUGCACCCACUGCUCAGAGGACUUUAGGUAUAAUUCACAUCUUCAGGAUCACUUGCGGGUGCAUACAGGAAAACUCCCAAAGUGUUCUCACUGUUCGAAAACAUUCGAAAACAGUUCAGCUCUGCAGGAACACUUGCGAACUCACACAAGAGAAAAGCCAUUUAAAUGUAAUCAGUGCCCGAAGACAUUUCCCACAAAUUUGGCUCUCCAGGCGCACUUUCGAGUCCACACCGGAGAAAGACCCUUCAAGUGUUCACAGUGCUUAGCCUGUUUUACGCAGGAGACGAGUCUUAAGCGGCACCUGCGGCGAACCCAUGUCCAAUAAUUUUGCUGAAUUGCAUUUGUUAUAUAUUUUGUUAUGGGCGAAAGAAGCCAAAUCAAUAAAUUGCUGUUGAUAUUUCUUAAA
Drosophila biarmipes is the source of this 2001-nucleotide messenger RNA. Its product is annotated as gastrula zinc finger protein XlCGF57.1. NCBI's taxonomy places the organism in Eukaryota, Metazoa, Arthropoda, Insecta, Diptera, Drosophilidae. Bases 49 to 1920 code for a protein of 623 amino acids. The record is from RefSeq and is a predicted model, not a curated record. Gene Ontology annotation, cellular component: nucleus. The transcript has 2 exons. Gene Ontology annotation, molecular function: RNA polymerase II cis-regulatory region sequence-specific DNA binding; zinc ion binding; DNA-binding transcription activator activity, RNA polymerase II-specific. Gene Ontology annotation, biological process: regulation of transcription by RNA polymerase II.